AUGAAACAUUUUCAAAAUAUUUUGUAUGCAGAUACAGUAAAACUUGCUGAAUAUAAUUUUAAUAGUGCCAUAAACAGUUCAGAAUAUCCAAAAUGGACUAAAUACAUUACAGACCAAUUUGAUGGUCGUCAAAAAUGGUGUUUGGCUUGGAGGAAUGAGUCUAAUAGAGCUCAUCAUACAAACAAUUACUCUGAGAUUACAGUACGCAUAUUUAAGGAUACAGUACUCUCAAGAGUUAAAGCCUAUAAUGUUAUUGCAUUAUUAGAUUUCACUUGCACUGUGUUGGAAGAACAUUACGGUAGGCGACUAAUGACAUUUGCCAAUUGUAGAAAUCCAAAAAAUAGAGAAGCAAGAAUUUUCUUGGACACAUUAAUUAAGAAGGCAAAUUAUGUGAAAAAAAAUCAAAUUAUUCAUAGCGCACAAAAUAUUAUAUUGUUCCAAGUGAAAAAAUCCUUAAGUACUUAUGAUGUUAAUUUAGAAGCUGGUUGUUGUUCAUGUUCAAUUGGGAAGUAUGGUAAAUUUUGCAAACAUCAAUGUGCAGUAUAUAUACAUUAUGAUGAAAUGUCAAACAAUUUCCCUCCUGUUACUCCUCAAGAUAGACAUGAAAUUGCUAUGCUAGCAUCAGGAGAUAAAUCUCUAAAAAUUGAUUUUUUUCAACCAUUUUAUGUAGAGAACUAUAAUAUUGCUCAGACUGUAGUGAUCCCUGAUGAUGAAAGAAUAUAA
Messenger RNA from Macrosiphum euphorbiae (potato aphid), 723 nucleotides. NCBI's taxonomy places the organism in Eukaryota, Metazoa, Arthropoda, Insecta, Hemiptera, Aphididae. The record is from the annotation of a GenBank genome assembly.